Messenger RNA from Caenorhabditis elegans, 849 nucleotides. The record is from the annotation of a RefSeq genome assembly. NCBI's taxonomy places the organism in Eukaryota, Metazoa, Nematoda, Chromadorea, Rhabditida, Rhabditidae.
AUGGAUGUUUUUUAUAAAACCGCGUUUGCUUUGCUUCCAUUAUCAUUUCUUGGAUUUCUGGCUAAUUGGUGUGUGUUCUAUUGCUUUAUCCGAUUAAAAGAGUUUCAUCAUUCGUUUGGAUACCUUUCCGCAAGUCAAGCUUUGAUCGAUGCGAUAUACUCUUCGACGUUCCUAUUCUAUGUCUGUCCGAUGGUUUUACUUAAAUUUGAAUUUACAAAGGUAUAUUCUUCUUAUGCCGGUUUCAUUGCUUUAUUAUGCUACGAACUAUCUGUUUUUACCCAUUUGGCAAUUUCUUUUAACAGGUUAACUGCUGUCUGGAUGCCAAAGAGCUACCAAGUAAUAUUCAGUGGGAAUAAUACAAUUUCCAUUAUUCUGGGAAUUUGGGUUAUUAUCACUGUGAUGGAUUAUUGCUUGUACGAAUGUCUCUGUCACAUAUACUUCAAUUUUCAAACUAUUUCGUUUGAAUUCACCGAUACUGAAAUUUGCGGAUUAGUUUCCUGAUAUGGUGACUUUGUGAAAAAUGGCUGCACUAUCUCCAGUGGAGUUCGAAGAGUACGGUCUAGAGCAAACGUAAGCAGAUCUACCCAAAAACAAUUAAACCGCCGGGAGAAACGAUUUAUCAGACAGACCGUUUUUCAAGGGUCUAUUUUUAUGUUUGAACUGUUGAGCUAUAUUUUUACUCCACAAUUAACAAACAACUCUACUGUAAUAUUUCUCGGGACAUCGUUUUGUUUUGUUGCUAUUCACGUUUUAGACGGGGUUAUUGUGGUUGUCUGUAAUCCAGAAAUUAGAAAAUUGGUAUUCUGCACCAAUAAGUCUACGCUAUCAUCGUCUGGACAAAGAUCAUGA